AUGAGAUAUUUUCUUGUUGCGAACUUACCAACACGGUAUGGAACUCGUACGAGAAUUGUGAUCUGUCCAGGAACGUUUGUUGGUGGUCCUGGUGGUGUUCCUUUUCCAGUUAAUCCUCCCAACAAUGAAGGCUUUCGUGACGCUCUAAUUAAGCUGAAAUGUUCAGCAGCUGACAAAAUUUCACGCUUUGCUUUGGCAACGUCUUCCUUACGUCCUGUUACAACAAAAACAGGCUCUUCACCCCGUACUGGUGUCUUAAUAUAA
Molecule: messenger RNA, 264 nt
Organism: Clunio marinus
Lineage: Eukaryota; Metazoa; Arthropoda; Insecta; Diptera; Chironomidae
Source: the annotation of a GenBank genome assembly